AUGCCUUUGAGUUUUGACAAAUUAUAUCCCGCCGUCCCAUACGUUGAACGAGGCAAGCAUGUGAUAAUUGGAGCUCAUCCGAAAGGGGGAUUUAUCGUUUAUCCAAAUAAGAAAAAUGUCAUUAUUCGCGAUCUUUCCCCUAAAAUGGAUAAUGACAUGUACACAGGUCAUAGUUUUGACGUCCAGUGUGCCAAAUACUCUCCUAGCGGGUUCUAUGUAGCAUCAGGAGGCAAGUUCCUUUUAAAAAAAAUAGGUGAUUGCAUUUUAGAUAAAUCAGGAAAGCUUCACAUUUGGGAUACAACGCAGAAGGAGCAUAUACUUAAGAAUGAAUUCUCUGUUCUGGCCUGCAUCAACGAUGUCUGCUGGUCGAGUGAUAAUCAGCGAAUAGCAGUGGGUGGCGCGGGUGGAGAGAAGUUCGGUAAGGUAAUCAACGCCGAAAUAGGUACCGAGGUUGGCGAAGUUGUCGGAAUGUCAAAAGUCAUCAACUCUCUUGACUUCAAACCUACCCGGCCCUUCCGUUUGGUCACUGGCAGUGAAGAUUUCACUGCUUGUUACUUUGAGGGCCCUCCUUUCAAGUUCGUGAGAAGCUUGAAGGACCACACCAACUUUGUCCAAUGCUGCAAAUUCUCGCCUAAGGGUGACAUCUUCGUGACAGGAGGUUCAGACGGAAAGAUGUUCGUCUACGAUGCCGCUUCUGGUGACUGGAUUUGUGAGUUGGGGUCACCCGCUCACAAAGGAGGUAUCUAUGGGCUGGAUUUCUCUCCCUCUGGUGCACGACUCAUUUCCGUGUCUGCUGACAAGAAAAUCAAACUCUGGAGUGCAGAGAAACCCUAUGAUCUUCUCUAUGAAUACGCUUUUGAGGAUAAAUUAGACAAUAUGCAGUUGGGCUGUGUUUGGACUGUAGGAAAGAUUGUCUCCCUCAGUUUGGGCGGAGCUAUGACCUACUUCGACGUCGCUGAUGACUGUUCCAGAUUGGAGGCUCCAGCGGGCACAAUGUUUGGUCACUCUCGUCCUAUCCAGCGCGCUUGCUACUCCACCACGAGUGAGCAACUCAUCACUGCGUCGUACGAUGGUCUCAUGGUUCGCUGGAACCUGGUGACAGGUUUGGCCGAGCCCUUUGAAGGCAAGGAAGCCCACAAAUCGGCCAUCCACGGUGUGGUUACUUGCGGUGAUCGCGUCCUUUCUGCUGGUGUCGAUGACCGUGUUGUUUUCAGUUCGCUCUCCAACCGCGCCUACGAACAAUCCGUAAAGGUGUCCUCCCAACCACGUGGCCUUUGUCUGGCAGCCAACAAUGAACUGGUGGUCGUCAUCUGCAUGAAACACCUCUACACUUUCUCAUUGGCUGUCGAGGCAUCUACGUCGACCUUGGCAACCCUCGAACUCAGCCCCGAUGCCACCACUGGAUGCAUAACUGCGGACGGGAAUCUCGUCGCUGUUGGCAAGGCGGACGGCUGCGUAGAACUCUUCGUAGUUUCGGAGGCCGGGAGGACCCUGAAAGCGUCGACGGGAGGAGAGAAGGUGACCGGUGAAUGCACCACUAUGGCCUUUUCCCCAGAUGGCGUCCACCUCGCUGUGGGUGACGCCGAUCGGUACUUGCGUUUAUUUAAGAUCGAGGCCAUGGCGAAAGGCAGUCCAAAGCUGACACAGCUCCGGGACUGGCGCGAGCACGCGGCGCGCGUCACUUGUGUGGCAUGGGCGCCGGACGGACGGCACUUUGCCACCGGCGGACUCGACUGCACCAUCAUGGUCUUCAGUCCCACUGCCUCCUCCAAGGUCUGCGAAGUCCGCAAUGCUCACCCAGGCAGUUUGAUUACUGCGUUGGUAUGGAAAUCGAACAACGAUCUCAUCAGCACGGGACAUGAUGCCUGCGUGAGGACGUGGAAAUUUAACUGA
Messenger RNA from Echinococcus granulosus, 1893 nucleotides. RefSeq names its product Actin-interacting protein. Gene Ontology annotation, biological process: positive regulation of actin filament depolymerization; actin filament depolymerization. The transcript is spliced from 11 exons. NCBI's taxonomy places the organism in Eukaryota, Metazoa, Platyhelminthes, Cestoda, Cyclophyllidea, Taeniidae. Gene Ontology annotation, molecular function: actin filament binding. Gene Ontology annotation, cellular component: cortical actin cytoskeleton. Bases 1 to 1893 code for a protein of 630 amino acids. The record is from RefSeq and is a predicted model, not a curated record.